ACACCGCCCCCUGUAUGAUAAACAACCAAUCAACGGCUUGUAUACUCAUGGCUAGUUUUGAUCAGCCAAUCACUGCGCGGCAUACACAAAGGUUACAACUUCAACUUCCUAGCGGGAAGCGGCUAUCGGGGAACAGUCCACAGGCAUCGGGAAUACAUGAUACAUACGGAAGCUAAUCAAAGGACGAUGAAACUGUCCCGUGCUGAGUAUAAAGCGAUAGUGCGAUGGACGGAGCAUCUGAGACCCACACGCCAGUGCAUGAAGAUGUUAAAGGAACAAUUCCCCAAGCAGCUCCAUGCCCUGAAGAGUCACACCAUGCAACACUUCCUGCAUGCAGAUCCACCAAAUGUCACUCGCAGUCCACUCUUCUGAGCAUCUUCUCCCUGGAGUACCAGAAACGAACAAAAAGAACAAUCUCAAGGCAUCAUGCACCAGAGGUUAUAGAGAGCCACUACCAACGGUAUCUGAGUGAAGCCAAGGCACAUCCCACUGCUCCUGUUCUGUUGCAGUUGGCCAAUGAGGUGGACCUGUCUCCUGCAUUGAUGGCUAGAUUAAUCCUGGACAGGUUUCUGCAAGACCUGGAGGGUGGAAUGCCCUCCAAAACGCUUCUGAACAGUAUGCUUAAGGAGCCAUCUUUAAUCCCAGAUCUUCUUUUGGCCAACAACAUCUACCAAUGCACAAUAAAUGACUGCUGUUAUGGACCGCUGGUAGACUGCAUCAAACAUGCUAUUGGACAAGAGCAUGAGGUGCUGCUCUGUGACAAACUGAAGGAGAGGAACCUUUCCUUUCUAGAUGAAAACCAACUCAGAGCUAAAGGCUAUGACAAAACGCCUGAUAUCAUCCUGGAGGUUCCAGUUGCUGUGGAGGGACACAUUGUGCACUGGAUUGAGAGCAAAGCCUCAUUUGGCGAUGACCACAGCCACCGCACUUAUCUGAACGAACAGUUCUGGAGUUACUGGAACAGAUGGCAUUCCAGCUGUCACUUGAGGUUUGGUCCGGGCCUUGUGAUUUACUGGUACGGUUUCAUCGGCGAGCUGGACUGCCAGAGAGACCGAGGCAUCCUGCUCAAGGACUGCUUCCCCACAGAUAUUGUUACGCUGUGCCACGCCUCCCAACAGGAGCGAGCGCCACGAGCGCCUGAAUAGGGACAAACGGCGACAAAAGCCAAGGAGUGGAGUGAAAGGACAACACAAGUAAAGAUGGGAGGAUGAAUGGAAGGAAAGGACGAGGGGGUGGGAAAGUAUGCUGAGGCGGAGACCUGAAUCCGGAAGCAAUUUGGCUUUCCUGCAGUGUGAGACCACUGGCAGACAAUCUGUCCUGAACUCCACCUGACCCUCUGGGCCCAGUCUGUCUCCUCUGCAGCAGCAGCCGCUGUAUCUGCCAGCACAGGGUCAGAUUCUCACCUGUGAAGCAUUGGUGGUGGUCAGCUCCUGGCCCCUGGACGGCCUUUUACAAUGGUCAGCCAGGGCCAAAGCAGGACACGGGCCCUUUCCUUAUCACACCCAAAGCCCUGGCCUUUGUCACUUUUCCUCCUCGGUUCCGUAGGCAGAUAAGCGAGGUGCGGUCCGGGGGCUGGGUGGACGCCUGUCUCUCACCUGCGUCACUCGGUGCCCUCACAGUCACACUCCAGGGGGGUAAACAGGAUCAUUUCUGAUUAAGGAUGCCCUCGCUCUGACCCCUUUCAAAAGUCUUCAGUGUUGCCAAAACCUUCAUUUUAUUACACAUUUACCUUUCACUUUAAGGUCAGUCAUCUUUUCAUGACACUAAAAAGUGUAGAGAUUGUAAAAAUAAAAUGAUUUUUGUUGGGUUCUUCCUCACACUGAAUGUUUAAAACCUAAAACAAAUUGGUACAUUUUGGAUACUUAGUUCAGGUCAGCUUUCAGUAGCUCCUGCUAUAUUGUCGAUCACAUACAUCUCUAUACUUACUAUGCAUCUCUGUAUGUUAAUCCUUAUACCUGCCUCAGGGCACCUACUGUGGAAACACCUGAUUUCCAUGUAAAGGUGCAUGUGACUAUCCAGCAGUUAUCAGUUGCACAUCUCUACAAGCCCAGUAGCUUUUAUGUGCAGACACUAACGGAAGAAACACAGUCAGGCUUGGGGAACCAGACGUGAACAUAAAGUUGAGUGAUGCCUGUAGAGGCAGAUAUGUGCCACCUAUAGACGGGUCCCCCUUCCUGUUCUUCAGCCUGCAUCUACUGUAUCAGCAUACAGGAAAGUUAACAAAGGCAGUGAAAUUAACAUUUAAAUGUCUGAUUCCCUUUGACGUGACCACAGUGUAACUGGUCCUAAGCCUGAUCUACUCUAUCAUAUGGAAUGUGGUCACCUGUCAUGCACCUCUCACACAGUUACAGAGAUAUGGUAUGUGGAGGGGGGGGUGGGGGUUAAAUGCUACUAAAGUGUUGCUUGAUUUGUUACCCUUAAACCUCUAACCCUCAGCCUGCUUCCAUCUAGGCCUUGAUCCCUCCGUGAGGAGGCCAGUGGGUCACGGUGGGGUCACCAGGCGGCCAUGGCUUCCUCUGUCAGGCCCCACGCUCCAUGUGGUACAAAACAACUGUCCCCAUGUGUCCAGUUAAAUUCGGCCCUAUUGCCUGGCAAUGGAAUGCUUAGACAUCAGUUUAUGGCUCCUGUUGGACACAAAAACAGAGCUAUUUUACUCGGGGAGGGAAAAUUCUCAGUUGAAUAAGAACCGAAAAAAAUGGAAAACAGCACAUUCAGUUCCUCUCAAGUUUCAAGCCUUCCUGCCAUUGUUUUCCAAGAUGGCUGUCACACAAAAGAGGAGCCAGGGUCAACUCCUAUAAAUUAGGUUUUGCACACAAUGCAAACUUUUGAUCAAAGCUUUUUUUAAACCUACUUCAAAGGGUGAGGGGUUGACAUCUGCAUCAGCUGGACAAAUUUUCAUGAUGUGAGUACAAGGGGGGGGGCUUCCAUCUGAUGAUGUUGGAGCACUCGAUGUCUGUAUUUUGUUGUUUUCCAUGUCUCUCAACUCCUUUUAGAUUCAUUGUUCAUGUCACAACAAUGGGGAACUCGAGUGCACUCCAAAUAAGGUCAGUUUGGAGCGGUCACUUCCUGUGACCAGGAACGUCAGGACUUAACAUACAGUAUUUAUUCACUGAAGCACUUAUUUUGCAUACGAUAAUAAUCAAUUUCCAGAAAAAGAAGUUUGAAAGCUUAUUAUUCUUUUGUCAAAGUACAGCAUGCGAAAGGUUUUUAUUCUGUGUUGUAAUAAUGGUUACAAUUCCUGGAUCUGUGAUUCCCGCGUGUCAGAUUAGUUUGAAGCACUUCACAGCAACCGCUCUGUCUGGCCUCGACCCGUGGCCUAUUUGGAUGUACAUCUUGGCCCAGUGUUUUCCAGAUCCAGCUGUUUUAUGCGUCUUCAGUCAAGCUGCUAGAUAGACCUCUGAGGUGCAGAAUAUGAGAAAGGAGGAGAUAAUCAGAGAGCGGCUGAAGGGUAGCUCCCAUCCUUCCAGCAGACCACCGAACAGACUUCCUCCACGCUCCUGUGUUAUUUAUGUGGAGAGAGUUCUGGCCUGUUUCUGCCCUGGGCUGCACAGUGCUUUUAGUAGGGAUCCUCUCAGCCAGCAAGACAUCACAGGGUGGAAAUAAAUAAGGUUUUCCUAGAAGAGUCAGACCAGCCAGUUUGAAAUGAAGAAGGGGAGUUUGAGAGGGGCCUGAAUAACAGCGCUGUGAAAAAAGUGGCCUCUUUGCACUGUGGAAGUAGAUACGAAGAGAUUUCAUUUUUAUUUUUAGGACGCGCUGCCUGCUAAUCAGAGGCGGUUAUUUAAAAACAACAAUGGAGCUUGAGAAAAAUGGUCUGGGGGAUUUUAAAUGGCAAAUCUGUGGACGUUUGAUUGACAGGAUAGAGGGCAGCUGGUAUGUUCUGAGGGAAGCUGAACAACUAUGACACGUGAGUCUACUCAGAGGGGCAGGGGAUGUGGGGCGAUUUAGCUUAGUGCUGUGUGAGUCACUGGGAGUGCAGGACAAGCGGAGACGAGGCUCAGAGCCGGGAAAAAAAAAAAAAACACACCCUGCAAAAAUUAUACUUGACACUGAUGUGACAUUGGAUCACAUGCAUUCAGGGCCCGACCAGUGAAAUGUUCCUUUUUUGACAUCCCGAAAUGAGCAACUGGAGUGGCUUUGCGCUAAAAGGAAUGCUUGGCUGGGAAAGCGUGUGGUAGCGGGUGCGCUGUGUCGAGGGGAGGAGGUGUUGACUGGGUUUCUCGCUAAUUGAGGUAUCCCGUCCAGAGCCAAGCGCUCAUUUAUAAAAACGGUGGCAGUCGCCGCGUAACCCGCGCCUUCAGAUGAACCCAGGAGGCAUAUGUGGCGUUCCUCCCAGGGAGACGUGAUACGCCGCGCGUCCUGUUUCGAGCCACUGACGGUCCUGAAUCCCUCUUGCACAUCCGCCAUGUUUUGCAGUGGCUUUUUUUUUCUUUUUUUUUUUUUUUUUUUGCUUGUCGGCUUUGAUUUGUCACGAUAGUUUUAAGUACGUAUUGUGGUGUUUUUUAAAGGAGGGGAGGUGGGGAGUACCAGAGAGGAGCAGGGGGAAAAGGUCCGCGGAGCGUGCGUGUGUGGUUGGAACCACAGGGGUGACAGCCUGCGCGGAGGCCGCCCUCUCCAGCAUCCACCGCCGGAAAAGGUCGUCCCCCCUGAGUGGCAUUUGCUCCGUGACAGAAGUGACCUAGAAACCGCGCCGUCUCCUGUUCACAGCGAGGGUCCGGAGGAGGCCCGGCCGCGGCCACAGGUACGCGGGCGGGCGGGCGGCGGGCCGCGGCGGGGGUGGAGGAGGAGCGCCCGUGACAUUCUGAGAGAUGAGAGGAAAACGAGUCGGGGGGGAAAACGGCUUGUUGUGAGACUAGAGACAGAAUCGGAGUCAGACGAAAUGCCCUCUACUUCGGAGCAGGGGCCUCGUGAGAGCUGUCGCAAGCUUGUUAUUAUGAAAUGAGUGGAGCGUGGAGGAGGGCUCUACUGUAUGUGCGCGGUGGUGGUCAUAGGGACGUGCGCGCCUAUUAUGGGAUGCGUGGAGCAAGGGCUGAGGUUGGUGUUGAGAGCCGAGCUCCCAUCCAGGGCUUAAUCAGAGCCACUAAUCCAGCUGAUAGCGGCCGGGUCUGGCCCGGCCCGGCACACGGCGCCGGUCCCACGCGCAUUCACAAGCAUCCGCGCGUUCGUCAAAACACGCCUCGCGUCCAUUUAUCACGGCGCAAUAAAUCCUGGCCUCAAAUCCUGAUGCACAGAUGAGACGACGACGACUCCAUUAUGUGCCGACUCGGCUUAAUUUUGGAAAUAUUUGAAAGAGCAGAUGCGAUUGGUUAUUUUAUUGAAUUGUCGCCACGGGCAACAUAAUAUUUUUGUGCUGGGAAACGGUGAAAAGGGGCAGGGAUGGAAGCAGCCGUCGGGCCGGAGGAGUCCAGAUAAGGAAGCGAGCAGAGGAAGAGGGGCCUGGAUUUAACUUUUCUCUGUUUGUGUGCGAGAUGCUUUAUGAGGAUUCUGUGGUGCCUUCACUGUGCUCAGCAAUUAAGUGUUUGGCUGAAAGCUCAGUGCCAGUUACAGAGCUCCGCAUCUAGAGAAAUGUGAGCCAUUUAUCACUUUUACAACCCCCCCCCCCCCAUACCCAGACCACCACCUCGUGUCCUUGAGUUCCCAGAGACAGGUAAAUAUACACUUGCAUCCGUCCACACGUCCCACUCGGUCCAUGUUUGACGUACAGGAGGUCAGCCUGCGAGGGAUCGAUGUUGCAAUUCAUCCGUAACGGCCUGAUGAUGUCAUGUUGCGGUGCACUGUGGGUUACGAGUCCACGGGCCUGUUGCUGCGGGGCGGCGGCAGUCACCGCAACGCGUCCUGACUCGGUCCUGCGCGUCCUCCGCUCUACUGUAACUCCAGCGCGUCGGCCCUCUGACAACAUCCCGGUCCCACAGGGAUCAUCACCAGGUUACACAAGAGGGGAAGGAAUGAAUGGAGCGACGUGAUGUUGUCAUUCAAAUGCAAUGGAUCACUUGAACUCCAUUGCCCUGUUGUAAUGACCCCGUGUAAGGGCCUGUAAUGUGGUUUUCCCAUUGGGUUUGAGAGAAACCCUACGCCGGGCCAUUCAGGUGUGCAAUAAAGUGCUUUUCACUUUCUGAGGACUUCCUGUCUCCAGUGGCGUUCUCCAUUAACUCCUCACAGACAGACAAGAGGCUUUCUAUUGGCCCAGGCCCUUUUUAUCGCAGCAGUUAUUCCCCCCAGGUACGGCGCUACCUGGCCCGCAGAUAAGAUAGGGAGCCGGCUGCCUGUCAUUAUUGGCAGAUGAAGGCUAUCUGAAUAUUGACAACACUUUACACUCCUUGUUGAGAAACAAAAAUUGGACUUGUGAGACGUUCGCACACAGGGCUUUUAUUGUCUGGGAGAGAUAUGAAAAGCCAGGUUCCCAGUGGUCACACACCCAAAUAGCCUUAUGUCACAGCUUGUGCCCCCCUCCCCUCCAGUUGGCUACUAUUUAUUCCCACCAGCUGUAGUGAUGGGCUAAAAAAGUUCUUGACACCAGCUAUAGCUUUUCAUCGCUGCAGCUCCCCACCGCUAACAAGGCGCGCGCGCGCGCGCGAGCCUCUGUCCUGCCUUUCCCAUAGUUUGUGUUCAUCAAACGAACGACACGCACGAGUUAUCACAGGAUUUAUUUUGUGGCGAUGUUGAGCACCUAAAAAGCAAACACACAACAGAGUGAGGGGGGAGAAUGGUGCCGCUGCAGACUGAUGCGUAAACGCGCUUCUCUUCGCGUGGAUGCGUCGACGUUCCUACGGUUUCUCCUGUAAAGUAAAACGAGGAUUAACUCCUCGUCGUUACGCACCUUGAGCGCUGUCUUUAUUUUGCCCUUUCGGUUUUGUCUGGUAAAGAACACGAUACCGGUGUCAGCCCUGAGGAAAUGUGUAAAAUGGAAGACUUUUUUUUUUUUAACGGGAAAAGCCACCGCGUUUUGCUUUCGACUUACUAAAUUUAAAUUAAUUUUAUUUUUCCGCGGAGCUAAGUGCGAUAGAGAUGUCCACAACUCCCGAGUAAACGAAGUGAUUCCCUUUUCCCUUCCGUUUAAAAAAUGUAAAGGUUUUGAUUUCCUUUUACUUUAAAAAAAACAUAAAUUCGUUUUAAUGAACCUCCACAGGCCUAUCAGUUCUGAACGGUUAUGACAUAAUUACAAAAAUAUAUCUCAUAUUAUCAUUAAUAAUAUUAAAAAACACUGAUGCCCCUUGCUGUUGGUUUUACACACGUAUUUGUCCAUUAUUCUUGUGAACAUUAUUUAAACGGUGCACGCGUCAGAAGUCCACCACCUCUGCGUCUCCUUGAUAUUUCCUCACAAGGAAACGUUAGUGCGUAACUCCAUCCCAGUGACACCAGUCUCCCGCUCCUUGUCCUCCCUGCGCCUUUAGACUUUUUUCGCACAGACCUCUUCGCCAUUUAACUGUUUAGAAAAAAAAACAAGAAGGUUUCAACUGCCAUCCGAGACGGUAAUGGCUACCGAUUCUAUACUUUCAGUCAUAAUCUUCAAGUGGGCUGUGAUUAAUGAUGUCAGGGUCCUUCAGGCCCCUGCCUGGAUGACUUCAGCCCUCUUCAAACUCUCUCUCUCUCUCCCUCUCUCUCUCUCACUCAUUUAAACGCACACGUGGAUUCCACCGUGCAGCCUCUUCCAGAGAUGUUGCGGUUGCAUGUUAUGAAUUGCUCAUUUCUGUGUGUGUGUGUGUGUGUGUGUGUGUGUGUGUCUCAGGAAGGGGAGCCGGGCAACAAGUCCCCAGGUGCAAAGCAUAGUAUUGACCCUACAAUCCAUCUGUAUUGAUUUUACCAUCAACGUUGCCGCCUAAUACAUGCAUAAGGAGCUUUAUACCUGUGAGUAAAUAUGAGAUGAGAGUCUGUGGAGGUCACAUUUACUGCAGCAGGUCAGAUUCUUAUCAUCUUAGAGGAUAUGAGGGGAUAAAAAUGGCGGGGGCUCGUUUUGCCUGACUUCCUGCUGCUGCUGCAAAAAAAUAGAUAUUACAAUAAUAAUCUGAGCGCAGAGAUUCUCGAUGUUGGAACCGAAAUAGUGAACGAACGCGUGUCUGGAGAAAGACAGAGGCCGCGUCUUCUUCAUAAACACAUUUACUUUGGCCUCCAGAAGGGGUCGCCAUCAUGUAAUAACAGUGCGCCCAAGGGUGUGGUGGGGAGGGGGUCUUCCUCCUCCUAUCUCUCGCUCCAAAAACACAACGAGCAUCUGUAUAUUUCGGUUUUUAAUGGACCCGAAGCGCGCGCGCGAGCGCAGUGCUUAUAGAAAUAUCCACGUAAAUCAAUACAAUUUCACAUUUAGCCCGUGAUGUUCUUUUCCUCUUAUCGUCCCUGUCUCCCCCUCAUCUUCCUCCUCCUCCUCCUCCUCCUCCUCUCAGCCCUCUUCUGUUAUUUACAGUUCUUGUGAAAUGUCUCACUUUGCUGCCCUCGGCUACCCGCAAGAUAUUUCGGGCCCUUUUUUUAAGCUCUCAAAAUAACCGUAGGAAAUUAAGAAUAUAAAAAAAAACCUCCACUUAGGACAACAUCCCAUAAAUUAAGGCAAUCGAUGUUUUCGCCGCUCACUGUUAGGACGUUCGUCUCAUAAUGGAAUAAUGCCAGAUUUAUUUGCGAAUCUUAUGGGUUCUCAAGCCAUAAACCGUGAUUAUUUCACUGGAAAAACCGGUCAAAUGUUGACAACCUUGGGGCCAUUAUAAUGCAGCACUGGAGAAGGCAACAUAAUGAGGGAAAUACGGCGGGCCCCAGGCUUGCCUAAUUAAAUCUUAACUGAUUGAAAUAAAGGUUUGAGUACCUCAAGGCUUGACUAAACUCCGGCUAUUUCCCUUUUUAUUGCGCUUUAUUUAUUCCGCGCUCGCAUGCCCUCUCUUCCUGCCUCUCGAGCAUCCGCCUCACAACUGGACACUGCAAUUUUCAGCUCCUGCUAAUUCCAAGCCCCCGUAGCUAUGUUAUUUGACUAAUUAUAAUUUUUACAUCAUUAAGAUUUAUUUUUUUGGUGUGUGUGUGUGUGUGUGUGUGUGUCGCGGAAGGAGGGGGCGUGUGGGGUUGACUGACACUCAUUUUUAAGGAGACAAGCGCCGCUGAAGUGUGAAAAAAAAUCCUCUGGCUCGUGCAGUCGCGGUCAAGCGCAAAAAAAGUCCUCAAUAUCACCCAUCUAGUUAAAGAUUAAUUAAAGUGUUUACCCAGAAAAAACACUGACAAGCCUGAAAACAUAACAAAACGUGUUUUUAAUAAGCUACAACUAAUAAAAUCACCUUUCAUUUAAAGCGUGAUAUUAUGUUAUCAUAAUAUUCUAGACAUUUUAUUUUUUAAUAUAUAUAUAUAUAUUUUUUUUUUAUUAAAAUGCAAUCGAAUGAAUAAGGCUCAUGUUGUGAAAGGGCCAGCAGAGGCAGGACUAUCUCCAGACGCGCUCCUUCCUCCAUUGUCUGAGGAAAUACUAUCAUAAAUGAUAAAUAGAUAAUGGAGCUGUCUCCUGCAGACACGUUCAUCAGCGGUAAAUGGGAGCUGGCGCGCAGCACCACGGAGAAUUAAGGCGAAAGAGUUUGCAACAUUCCUGCAGGGGAUAAGUUGUUGACAAUUAAAGAACACACACACACACACACGGAGAGGAAGGAAGUACAUUCACUGGGCAUCGGGCAUCUGUGUGAAUUAUUUUGUUGAUUUCGGUGAGAUAUAUUUGCUAGUUGGACAAUAAGAUAAUUAAAAUGUUAAUGUAGUAAAUGUGAUACGGAUUUUAUGAAUGGGAUGAAAACAGAUGUGAAAUAACAGUUUAACGAGCUGAAAGAUGGUCGGCAGGUCGACAGCUCUUAUUUGAUCUUUAGUUUGGCUUUUAAUUGUUAUAAAAAACAUAAACGCGGAUUAGUGUGACUUGCAGCACCUUGGCUGUAUUUGAAUGCAUCAUUUGGUGUAAACCCGUGGACUGGGCUUCUAGUUCAAGAAGGUGAACUGUUUCAAAAUGUGGAGAAGAGUGUGUAAAAAAAUUCUUAGAAGCUUGUAAAGGCUUCACUCGACGCAAGGAGAGAGAAAGCAAAUGGAAAAAAAAAACACACACAAGGACAACUUGAUAAAAAAAACGUUAGGAGGUGAUCGUAUCAUGGAAUUUGCUUCCAGAUGAAGUUCUGCCUCUCACUCGAUUAUCUUUGUAGAGUUUUCACUGCGCAACUCAGGCCUGUCUUUUAUUUUUGUUUUAUUUUAUUAUUUUUUUUAAAGCAGCCAGUCCCCUCUUCCAGAAAUCCUUUUCGGUGGUGCUAUAAUAAACCAUUUUCCCUGGGCUUUAUUGAUCAGUCACUCUGAGCUAAUGUAAUUAUCCUCAUCAAUAGGGGGACUGCAGGGAGAAUCAUUAUGCGGUUGACAUUGAUAAAUGAUCAGCCAAAUGCGGCCCUUUUCUCCCAGGGACCCCCGCCUCUGACCCGCUCACACAGGCCUACAUAACGUAGUCAUAGAAACACCUUAUGGCAAGAGGGGAGAAAAGUGCUGAAAUGUUUUUUUUUUUUAAAGGAGGACAGCACGCGCGCACACAUGCACAAGCACGUGCACAAGCCUACACACACGCACACACGCACAGGGCUUGAAACCCGUCCCCCAGAGCGAGCCAUUUUGGGGACAGCCAGCUGCAGAGCGAAGGACACUCAGCCCCCGCGUGCGCGUCCAUUUUUAUGACCACUAUCCAAAUCAGCAAUCUGAGAGAAAAAACAAAGAGGAAGCUAAACUUUUUUUUUACGCGUUUUCCCGUCGCUGCCAGCAGACGCACGUGUGUUUCUAAAAAUAUUUGCAGUCUUUUCUCUGAGCUCGCGCGCGCGCCUCUGUAGCAGAUCCUCUGCAGGGAACAAAAAGAGCCUGUAACAUAAGUAUUAUUAACGUGUUGCCUCUGUGACGCACAAACACACGCACGCACGCACACAGUGUAUCUAACGGGUGAACUGCGUGUGAACUUUUAAUAUUGUUGCACGGGGCGAAGUGAGUGUCUUCCAGAGGAAGCGGUUGCAUUGUGCAGCAGUGCAGAGGGAAUAUAUUCCUUAUUUUAUUCCUGCAGCAGCAACCCAGACUGGCUUUGACAGGGAGGAGAUGAAGGGGAGGAGUUGUUUAGCUCGGCUGGAUCAUCCAUCAUCCCUGUCACGCCGAAUCGGCAAAAGGAAAGCAGCAGAGGCAAUCUACCUUCUGUCUCAUCGGGGAAGAGGGGGGAGAAGGGGGGAGGGAGGGAGGGGAAGGGUGGUGGAGUUGGUGGUGGUUGGGGGGGGGGCUAUUAAUAUUAAAAUCCUCUCCAUCCACAGUAAUCCUCACGUUUUCUUUCUUUUUCAUCUGAUAAUCACCACACAAAACGGAGAACUUCUUCCUUCCGUUUUAUCCACAGGGUAAUAGAGCACCAAAAAAAAGUUAUAGAUUUUAAAAGAACAAGACGUGUCAGUAACCUGACCAAUAAAAGUCUAGAUUGUUCUCUAAGGCCUGCAGAUCAUUUACGGCAAAAUAAGGACAGAAAUGAGCUACAGCAACAAAAAAAUAAAAAAAAACACAUCUACGAAAUAUUUAAUAAACCAUAUAUAUAUAUAUAUAUA
Molecule: messenger RNA, 11540 nt
Organism: Betta splendens (Siamese fighting fish)
Lineage: Eukaryota; Metazoa; Chordata; Actinopteri; Anabantiformes; Osphronemidae
Gene: cdin1
Product: CDAN1 interacting nuclease 1
Exons: 14
Coding region: 225-1145 (306 amino acids)
Biological process (GO): erythrocyte differentiation
Cellular component (GO): nucleus; cytoplasm
Source: RefSeq, a predicted model, not a curated record